ACCUGGAGCUGACCUGGAAACCCCUGGAUCUGACCUGGAGACCCUGGAUCUGACCUGGAGCUGACCUGGAUCUGACCUGGUGACCCCUGUAGAAGAUGACCUGUGUGUUCCUGUUCUGUUUGGUUGUGGUUUCUUCAGCUGUGAGUUCAGACGGUGAUCCGCGGUCGGCCUCGUCUUCCUCAGACAGUGAUGAAGAUCUUCAGCCUCCGCCCACCAUGACUGAAGCCCCGCCCAUCAUGACUGAAGCCCCACCCACCCCACCUGAAGCUCCGCCCGGUGUAAUCGUCGAGGUUGAGGACAUGAAAACAAACGUCAGUCUGAGCUUCGCCAUCUUCAUCGUCACUAAAGGGGAGGAGGGGGAGGAAGAGGAGGAGGGGGAGGAGGAGGGGGAGGGGGGGAGUGUGGCCGUCAGACGAGGAAGGUCUGAUGACAUCAGCAAGAGAGAUGACAUCAGCCAUGAUGUCAUCAGUGAAGGCAGUACAAGGCCAAUGGCGUUGAUUCUCUCCGCUGAGCUGGAAACCAGCAGCCAGCCAAUGACUGAGGAGAACACAGAUCACAUGAUCACCACUGGAGACCAGCACCUGUCAUCAGGGGAAAUGAUGACUGAUGAGGAAACAGAUGACUUUAACAACACCUCAUCCAGUGUGGACUCCUGGAGCCAAAAACAGACUCUCUCUGAUGACUUUGAUUAUUUUAACAACACCUCAGCGGAGACUAAUGUGCAUCAAACUCUCACUGUUUUUGAUGAGUCUGAUGAUUUUAACAACACUAAAAUCAUGGAGAUCUACACUCAGCAAACUAUAACUGUUGAUUACUCUGAUGACAACAACAACACAGGGUCUGAUGAUUUUAGUAACAAGACGACUGCUCCAACAUCACCACUCUCUGAUGAGUCUGAUGAUUUUAACAACAGCACAGUGAUAAAUGAUCAGCCAGUUAGAAUUGUUUUUGAUUCCUCUCAUGACACAUUUAUCAGGUCUGAUGAACCACCGCUGUCUCUUUCUGAUGACUUUAACAACUCAGAGGUCCCUCAGCUGAACCCAGACCUUCAGGGUAUCACUUUAAACCCAGAUAACCUGAGUACCAGAAACAACCAGCAGGGGGCGUUAGGUGUUGAGACAGUGGACGAGCUUGUUCUGGAUCCAGUAUCUCAGGAGGUCAUGAGUUCUAACUCUGAGAAAAUGAGCUCAGGAAUCCAGGACAGGACCAGUUCUAACAGAGGCAGCAUUAGUGAGGGUUUCAGGUCAGGAUCUAGACUUCAGGAGGUGUUUCACUCCAUCCACAAGGUUGUAGACCUGCUUUCAGGUAACCAGAGAGUGACAGGCCUGAAGGGUAGUCAUCAUAAGGUUCUUGGUUCAACUCCCUUCACUGGCAGUCAGACAGGUUUUCUCCUGAACUCUGAUCAAAGUUCAGAAUUUGUUAGCACUGAUCCCAAAAAGUCCACCAUCUCCAGUACCCUGCAAGGAACUGGUUCUAGAGAUUCCACACAGCAAGUUUCUGGUCCAACAACCUCCUGGUCCAGGAGGAGUUCCAGGUCCCUCGCUCGGGUGGACAGUAGUUCAAGCUCAGACAGCUCUGAGGAGGGUCAGGACUCUGGUGGUGCAACACUUGGCCUGGGUUCUGAUUCCAGAGACAGCAGUCCAGAGGUCAGCUCCAGCAGUGAGGAGGCCCUGUUGGGUCUUAAAUCCUCAUCCUCUCCUCCUCUGGUUACCUCACCCGUCCCCUCCCCUCAAACACCAACCAAGUCUGGGAGUUUGUGGUCAGAUUCAAAUGAGUCUGAUUUGUCAGGCUCUGGAUCUGAAUCUGACUCUCCGGAAGUCGAUUCAAGGAACAACUCUCAGAGCCCAGAUCUUAAUCCUAAUCAGGUCCUGAUCUCUGAUUCUAAUCUGGGUCCAGAGUCCACCUUGAAUCCCAACAGGUCUGAGAUCAGUCAGGGAUCAGCCACCAUCAGGGUUCCUACGGAUGCUAACUCUGAGACUAGCAAAGAAGCUAACUCCAUUGUAGACUACAACACUAAUACUGCUAGCAUAGCUGCCAGCCCUGAGGUUAGCAUAGAUGCUAAGCCUGAUGGUGGUGUAAAAGACACUGAGGCAGGUGCAGAAGCUACAACUGACUCUAGCAGCAAUGUUAGCGUUGAAGCUUAUCCCACCACUGCUACUGUGUAUGGUGCUGAUGUUAGCAUUAAUCUUGACAAGGAGCUGAGUGCUGAAGAGGAAGAUGAUGCUAGCAAAGAAGCUACCACAGGUUCUGUUGUUAGCAUCAAACCCACAGCUGCUGCUGAGUACAGCACAAACCCUGCUGAGUCUGGAGCUAGCACUGAUGCUAUCGCUAAUGUAGAAAAGGAAGAAGGAGGUGCAGAUGUUAGCACUGAAGCUAGUCCAGAUGCUGAGAACCUGGGUCCAAACCAAACUGCCGGUACUGAAGAAAAUGAUGCCUCUCCUCUUCCUCCUCCUCCUCCUCCUCUCCUCCUCCCUCUCCUCCUCCUCCCUCUCCCCCUCCUCGCAGGAAGCAGCCUUACCACUUCGGUUUCCUCAAUCCCAUCAGUCGUUUCUACAGCAGCCAACCACGAAUAUUAGCAACACAACAGCAUCAGUUCGAGAAACCACAACAUCGUCACUAUCGAAACGUUUACCUGAGUCCAGUCCGCCGCCAUCAGAUGGUCAGUCGCCACACUAACAGGAAGCAGAUGAAGGUUAGCGUAGCGGCGGUGGCUUAUCAGGCUCAGAGCAGCAGUGAAGAAAUAAACCAGUGAAGAUGGUUUAGGUCUGUUAAAGGUUUGAUCUGGAUUUAACUAGAACUAAAUCUUCUGUUUUUACAUAAUUAUUGAUCAUUAUUAAACUUAGUGUAAUUAGACUGAAGGCAGCAGCAGAUUAGCUUCAUUUAUUUAUUCUGUCUGGUUCAUGGAAGGAACUUUCUUUUUAUGUCAACUUUUCUCUCUGUUUCUUCAUAGGUAAUUGUAGCUAGCUAAUUAAUGUUUACAUUAGCUUUGUGGGUUGGUUUAAAUCCUGUAAAAGGGUUUUAAUAAGGUGUUGGUGGCUAAGUACACGAUGUCAUGCUAACAGAGGCUAAAGCUAACAGGUAAACAGCUGAUUAAUUAAUAUUGUAAAUGACAAAAUAGUCCAUCCUAACAUUGAGGCUAAAAAUCUCUAAAAAUAAAUCCAGUACAGAUCAGAAUAGAGCGGCUAAUGUUGCUAACUGCUGGUUCAGGUUAUCUGAUGUUCUGUCUUUAUCAUUAUAAUAAUAUUUGUCCUGGAUGUUCAUGAUCAGAGUUUUCUUCAGAUCCUGUUUCCUGCUGUGACUGUGAACUCUCAGUUUAAAUGAUGCUCAGUAAACGUCUCAGAGCUGUUCAAUCAUCAUCACAUCCACACUUUAAUUACAGUUUGUAUAAUGAACUAAUCUGCAUGUUCAGAAACAUCGUCAGAGUUUCAAUAUUAAAGAGUUUUAAAUAAAGUUCCUCUGGUUCAUUAACGUGUCACCUUUUUAAAAUGCUGAUUUUUCCUAUGGACCUCUGACUGUGUUGUUGUGACAGUAAAUCAGUCCUGGUUUUGUGUGUUGUUGUGUUGCUGUGACAGUAAAUCCUGGUUGUGUAAUGUGUUUACUGUCAGAUGGUUGUGUUGUUGUUUCCUGUUUCACCACAGCUCCAUCACUGACGGAGAAAACAUCUGGACCAGACCACAGGACUGAAACUGUGAGGACGAGCCCACACCACAGCUCAGAGUAAUCUGAUACAGCUCAGAGUAAUCUGAUACAUCUGAGAGUAAUCUGAUACAUCAGAAUAAUCUGAUACAGCUCAGAGUAAUCUGAUACAGCUGAGAGUAAUCUGAUACACAUCGUGUACUCGCACUGUAGUACUCGA
This is a messenger RNA of Lates calcarifer (barramundi perch), 3856 nucleotides long. Its product is annotated as dentin sialophosphoprotein-like. Lineage: Eukaryota; Metazoa; Chordata; Actinopteri; Centropomidae. The record is from RefSeq and is a predicted model, not a curated record. Bases 96 to 2576 code for a protein of 826 amino acids. The transcript has 4 exons.